CAGCACACAUUAAAAGGUUGACCAAGGCCUGGUGUUAUUCCAGGACAAAUAAAUGUUUAACAAACAAACUUCGAAUAAGUUUUCCUAGAUUUCUAGAAGUAGUUAAAAGUUCCCCUAAUUGUAGAAUCACUCAUAAAUAAAUUCAAUUAAAGAUUAAAUAUCACUAUAUAAUUUGGGAAGGAUAUUUGUAUAAAAACUUUUUUUUGUAAAUUCACAUAAAUUCGCUGUCUUAUUCGCCAAAUUCAAGACUCCUUAAAUUUGGGUUUGGAAUCGCUGCAUUUGCAACGGUUUUAUCUGGGUGUGUGAAAUUAAAACGGGUCGUUAAUUUCCUCAGUUAGUGUCACGGGUUGUGGGGGGUCAUAUGUAAAGCACCAACCCGGCGACAACAUCGGGUGCCACAUUUUGGUGGUCUUGAACAUCCAUUGCACCUUUGCGCAACAGCCGCUUCUCCGCCGAGAGGUCCUCGCGGUGCACAAAGGCAGCUUCCGAGAGGGCAGCGUCAGCGCGAGAGGCGAGAGAAACAACCUCCGGACCGCGUCCGACCAUCCUAACUCGAAAGCCAGCGUUGUAUUUCCAAAAGGGCUUCUGAGAUGGAGGCUACUAACAGCGAAGAGCAGGGAAGCCUGACCAGUGACAAAUGCUGCCAGACUGAGACACUUCAGGCCUGCUGUUGCCAAACAACAGAAGCCCCUCAAGAGCCUUGUGGCAAAAAUCCAGUGCAUUCGAUUGAACCCGGUGAUCCACCCCUGCUUCAACAGCAGCUCCAGACCUCCAAGUCAGGAAUCCUUCAAAUCAUUGAGUGUUUUCGCUCAGGUACAACUCAACUCAAACACAUGCUGUUGAAGGAGGUUGACACCAUAUUUGAGUGCAAAAUCUGUCGAAGUCUGUUCCGUGGCCUACCAAAUCUGGUCACUCACAAGGAGCUCUACUGCUGUUCCCGACAACCUCAGUCAGAUGAGCCUUCACAAGGUGGGCAGAGCCAAGCCAUCAAAGAACUUCUUCAAGCCAUCUAUCCACAGAAAGAACAAGAAAAACAUGUCAUUCAGCUGGAGGCCAUUGAGACCAACCCCAAUGCAGUGUUUCAACAAGUGGCACUAGUGGAAAUUCAAGACACACCAGAAACCCCAGCCCCUACCCCCGAGACUGCGAUCCCAUUACCUGAGAAGAAAAAUCGCCGCAAAUCUCUUUUGGCACCUAAAAAGGUCCAACAGUCAGAUUUUGAGGACGAGAUGGAAACUGAACCUGAAGAACCACCUGCUAAAGAAGGUAAGAGCUGCGAAGAGCAAAUAAAGAUUGAGCCAGUAGAAGGGGAGGAAGAAGAAGAGGAGAGUGCCGCCUCUGAGAUAAAGGAGAUGAGGAUCUCUUGCUGUCUCUGUGGAAAAGACUUCAGCUCCAGACGCAGCGUGCGACGCCACUGCCGAAAAAUGCAUUGGCAGCGGAUGGAGGAGUUGCGCAAAUUUACUGAGACGCGCACCGUUCCCACCAGCUUGCUGUCUAUGGUGAAGGACAAGCAUCCUGUUGAACCACCACCUUCUCCAGGAAAGAGCUGCCCAGUGUGCAAAAAGUCCUUUGCCACCAAAGCCAAUGUUCGUCGCCACUUUGACGAGGUCCACCGUGGCUUAAAGCGGGAUUUGAUCACACCGGACAUUGCCACAAGACCAGGCCAACCUCUUUUACUUGACACUCAUCCUCCUUCUCCAGCGAAAGCUCCAAGCUCUCCUCUGAAGCAAGAUAAGGCACAGUACAACCUGACAAAUUGUCGCUGCAAGCUGUGCAAACGCAAGUACAGCUCUCAAAUAAUGCUUAGGCGGCACAUGCGAAUCGUUCAUAAGAUGCCUGUUCUAGAAAACAGCUCUCAGAAGGCCAAAUCGAAGCACGAGAAAAAAGAUAAGGUUUACGCAAAGAAAGAGUCUCUCUCAAAAGCUUCAGAGGAAGAGGGAAACCACGGUGUGAGUUUUGACUUCAAGAGGAUCUACUGCUGGCUGUGUAAACGUCAGUUCAGUACCAGUCAGAACCUGGGCAAGCACAUUGCCGAGCUGCACACCGAUGGAAAUGACAGCAUCUACAUCAAGUUUUACCGCUGCCCCAUCUGCAGAUACGAGUCACGCCGGAAGCGUGACGUCAUCCGCCAUAUCACAGUGGUGCACAAGAAGUCGUCACGCUAUCUGGCUAAGGUUAUGCCUGCCUUGGAGAACCAGGCUGUGAAGAAACCAGCCGAUGCAAUCUUGAACAACUCAAACAAGAAAACAAAUUCAAAAGAAGAGGGUAGCGGGAAGCAUAAAACGCAAGACCCACCGGCUUCCCCUAACAGUCAUCAACAAGAUCCUCUCAUAUCUCCCAAAACAAAGAAACAAGAAUCUCCAACAUCCCCCAACACUCGAAAGCAUUCUGCUCUAACGUCGCUUAACACAGGCAAACUCGAGUCUCCACUCACACCAAAUAGGCAAGACAAGAACCUUCAAGCAGCCAAGAACCCGCAUGUCACUCGCAGUCAUAAUGUUAUCAAGGGGCCACCCAUCACCAGAAGCCAGGAGACCUGCACUGAGGUUAGGGUAACAAAAAACUUUUCCCUCCACGCAUGCGAUAUGUGUGGCCGGGCAUUUGCCAAAAAGGUCUACCUUGAGACACACAGGCGGAGACACAGAACUGCCAUCGCAAGUGGGGACAAAUUACAAGGAAGAAGCACUCGAUCAAAGGCCCUCAUUUGAUUUUUUUUUUCUCAGAAUACGUAGCACAUUUGCACUGGAUUCCAUGGAUGGGUUUAUCUCCAUGCGAAAGAAGAGGAAGGAAUAUGGACAGACUUAUGGGUAGAAAAAAAAAAAAAGGAUAACCUUUGCAUAAAGGGGGUGAAUGAGUCAAGAAAGAAGUGCACCAAAAAUAUUGUUCCAGCUUUUUACCCUGGAGGGCGCUGUAGUAAAAGAAACGGUGUCCGAUCUUCAUUUGAUUUUGAAUGAGUUUUGACUGAUUACUAGUUUUGGCAAAAUGUUUAAAGUAAACAACUCUCAAAAUGAAUUUCGAUUAAUUUGUUAAUGGAUUAUACCACUAUAUUUUGUAUUCUCUCCGACAGUUUAAAAAUACACAGAAUGUUUCAUAAACGGACAAUGGGCUCAGUGUAAAAUACAUAGGAGGUUGAUCUGUAUAUGAACAGCAUGUCUAACUAAUGUUAAAUAUUCAUAAGUAGAUAAGUUAAUGUAACCGCUUCAUAUUUUCCUGCCAUGUGUUCACCUCUCUAAUCAACUAUGGAUUGAAAUGCUGCUAAUUUGUUAGAAAUGUUAGAAAUGUACUUAUAUUUCUUCUACCCUUUAAAGUCGAAGCCUACAUAUUAAGCUGCUCAGGAUGUCUUAAUUGAGAGCCCAGAUAUUUUUAACCGCUUAAACUUUGUGUUUGUCUUUAACAAAAAGUUGCAACUGUGACUAAAACGAAAUAGAAUACUACUGUAUUUUAGUUUGGUAGCCUACUAAUAACUGAAGCUAAGGAGAAAAUAAUUUUCAAGUUUUAGUAGAUGGCUCUCAUCGUUGCUUUCAAGUAUAAAUAGGUAUAAUGAAGCUUUUGAGCAAGUAAAUUGCAAGUACAAUUCCUUUUAGUUGGGGUGCAUGCAGAAUGCUUUGAACCGUUUGUUUGUGUAUAAUAGGGCUUUUUCCAAAUGCCAUAGUUCCUUUCUGAUGCACACUUCUUUUUUUUUUUUUUUUUUUUUGCAAAAUCCUGGUAUAUCCUUGCUUGCAGUAGGAUUUUUUUGUUCAAAUAAAGAAAAUAAACACAUUGUUUGUCAAGUUUACUUCUAUAUAUUAUACUAAGACAUGAAGG
Ctenopharyngodon idella (grass carp) is the source of this 3804-nucleotide messenger RNA. It is a transcript of the gene znf800a, whose product is annotated as zinc finger protein 800a. The transcript is spliced from 6 exons. NCBI's taxonomy places the organism in Eukaryota, Metazoa, Chordata, Actinopteri, Cypriniformes, Xenocyprididae. The record is from RefSeq and is a predicted model, not a curated record. The coding region runs from base 591 to 2708 and encodes 705 amino acids.